Molecule: messenger RNA, 879 nt
Organism: Malassezia restricta
Lineage: Eukaryota; Fungi; Basidiomycota; Malasseziomycetes; Malasseziales; Malasseziaceae
Product: pre-mRNA-splicing factor ISY1
Exons: 1
Coding region: 1-879 (292 amino acids)
Biological process (GO): generation of catalytic spliceosome for second transesterification step; mRNA 3'-splice site recognition
Cellular component (GO): catalytic step 2 spliceosome; post-spliceosomal complex; Prp19 complex
Source: RefSeq, a predicted model, not a curated record
AUGUCGCGGAAUCAGGAAAAGGCGCAGUCUAUGCUGUACCGUUUUCGGCAGGCACAGGCCGAAGAGCUGGGUGUGUCGUCGCGGAGGCAUGAGCGGCGUCCGAAGGUGAUUACGACAGUGAAUAGCGUACGAGACUGCGACCGAUGGCGCGGCGAAGUGAUGCGUGAGAUUACUCGCAAAGUCGCGCGGAUCCAGGAUCCAGGCCUCACAGAUUAUGAAGUGCGGGACCUCAACGAUGAGAUCAAUCAUCUCUUUCGUGAAAAGACACAGUGGGAGCGGCAGAUCGCUGCGCUCGGCGGUGCGAACUAUCGCAGCGGCGUACCCCGCAUUUUGGAUGAUCACGGUGAAGAAAUCCCAGGCAUGCGUGGCUACCGCUACUAUGGGCGCGCGAGAGAGCUGCCUGGUGUGAAGGAGCACUUGAAUCCCGUGGCGCUACAGGAGGAGGAAGGCAAGGAGUCGAUCAAGGUGCAGCGUUACAAGCGAUUCCAGCACCAGCCGGGCCCGUACUUUGGGAACGACGAUGAAAAAGACGGGGGCGUGCUUUUGGGCGAGGAGAGGCAGAGCGAGCAGCGCGGCUGGGAUGCGGGAUGGGAGCGUGUCCAUGCGGCGCUCGGCACGUCCCGGCCCGUGCCGCCGAUGCCCCAGCCCGAGCCGGUGGUGCUGGAUUUGGACGCCGCAGCCUCCGACGUGCUAGCUCAGCCGAGGAAGGAGGCCCAGCGCGAGACGCAAGAUACCCCUGAGACCGAUGCGAGGCGCUACAUGCCCGCGCUGCCAGCCGAAGAGCUCGUCAUGCCUGUGAUGCCGGGACGCAAAGAUAUGGAAGCGUUUCUGCUGCAGUCGAAAAAGGCUGCGCUUCGUAGAGAGUAUGGUGUACAUUAA